This is a messenger RNA of Diatraea saccharalis (sugarcane borer), 2418 nucleotides long. The record is from the annotation of a GenBank genome assembly. NCBI's taxonomy places the organism in Eukaryota, Metazoa, Arthropoda, Insecta, Lepidoptera, Crambidae.
CAGAGUCGCAGGCAGCCGUCGCGCCGCGCAAUCUAACGUCGAACGCGCUACCGAUAGCUCGCAUCCAAAUCAAUACGACAGAAAAAAAAUUUUCGAAUCCGAGUGCACAUAAUAAAAAUCAAAGCGUUUCAUUCUACUACAUUAGUUGCUGCUUUUAAUUUUAAAAACACAAUGUCGCCGGUAUGCUGAAAAACAAAUGAACAUUUCGGUGAAAAGUUGUCAAAAUGACGUUACGGGUCGAAGUACCCGGAGAAAAAGUUGUGAACGUAGAUCCGUGCAAGUGUAACAAGUCCUAUGGUACAGAACUCGUAAAAACAGAAACGAAAAUCAGUAAGCGUGUAAAGGAAUUCAUAAAGACAUCAUGGGCGUUCAGAUCGAAAAUUACCGUUGAACCUUUCGUCAUUUGUUAUAUCCUGCCGAGCGUUCUCGCCGGGUUGGCUGUGCAAAAUUUAUGCUUAGAGAAAUCAUGUCUAGUGAACCUGCAGUACGACGAGCGGACCUGUCGACAUAUAAUGCAAGGCCGCACACACAACUACACGGAACAAGAAAAGAAUGUACAGAUCCAGGUGACAGGAAUGACAGCUUGGAGUUACCCCUUACAAACAGCGCUACCUGGUAUACUAGCGUUAUUCGUCGGCGCCUGGAGCGACCGCACCGGUAACAGAAAAGCGUUCAUGGUCCUGCCUAUACUUGGAAAAUUAAUCUCCAUCGCUGGGAUCAUUCUGAGCACAGUAUUCUUCCUGCAAAUCGGCAUGAAUGAAACUGCCUUAAUAGAAGGUCUACCUCCAGCGUUAGCCGGUGGAAGGGUUGCCAUGACAAUGGCAAUUUACAGUUAUAUCACGGAUAUAACUAGUGAAUCUGAACGGACUUUUCGCUUAGGCAUCGUGACAGCUGUGCUGACUCUCGCUAGGCCCGUAGGUCUAGCCCUAAGUGGAUAUAUGACGAAAAGGCUCGGUUACUACGGUGUAUUUUCAGUAGCAAGUGCGUUUUACCUUACCGGUUUCGUGUACAUAAUUGUGAGACUGAAAGAGAAAACGAAAAAGACUGUUGACGAUGGUGACAAACAAAGUGUACUUAUGUUGUUCUCUUUGAGUGAUUUGGUGGCAACAUUAAAGGUCGGCUUCAAAUCACGUCAAGGGACAAAGCGUAUGCAAAUAAUUUUAAUCUUGUUUGCGUACAUGUUCAUCGUUGGACCAGUUUUAGGUGAGGCGCAGAUGACCUACUGGUUCACACGGUACAAGUUCAAAUUCACCGAGGUGGACUACAGCUUGUUCCUAACUUACUCCGUCCUCGUGGGAAGUGUUGGUUCCUUCGUCACAAUUUACCUGUUCAGCAAGAGGUGGAAGAUUGAAGACAGCACAAUAGGCGUGGUGGCUUGCAUCAGUAGGAUAGCUGCGAGCGUGGUUUACGCUUUGGCCCCAAAUAGGACAGUUUAUUUUCUCGGACCAGUUCUGGAUAUGUUCAGCUCAGCUGGAGCAACUUCCCUGAGAUCUAUGGCCACGAAACUGGUUGGCGAUGACGAAAUCGGUAAAACAAGCUCUCUAAUUAGUAUAUCGGAGGCAUUGGUGCCAGUGGUAUACUCUCCUGUGUACAGUAAAGUGUACCUCACCACGUUGUCUUCGUUCGCUGGCGCUUUCUACCUCAUCAGUGCAUCGCUCGCGGUUCCUGCUAUAGUCAUAUUAAUAAUAUUACUCAACCUCAACAAGCGAGAGAAGCGCGUGGUUCCCGGACCUGACGCCGAGAGCAAGCCCAAGGAGAAUGAGACCACGCGGUUUUGACAGACCUACCUAUUAUUUAUUGUUAAGAUUCCAUGUUACCUGUAGUUUACGAAAAAUCUCAAUAAAAUUAAGAUUUUUAAUUAACCGUGUGUUUUAUUAAAUACUAUGAACUUUAUGGCAAAACUAAAGUACUUAAAAAAAACAUAAAUUCAAAAUUAAAUCACUUAAUUAAAACAACAAAGAUAUAUAUUAAAAAAACUAAGAAUACGAAUUUAUUUAUUUAUUACAAAUAAGUUUUAAAAGCUAACAUAUGUUUUCAUUCAAAAAGCUUAAAAGAUUAGAUUAUGGCGAAAAAAAUAUAAUGAAUAAAAAAUAAUAUUAUAACAAGAAGAAAUAACAAGAAUGCAAUAGAAAAAUAGAAAGAAAAAGUCAUUGUUAAUCUACAAAUUAAUAAUUGGAAUUCCACUAAUACAUAAAAUCAGUUCAAAAAAAUAUUAUGUCAAGUUGUCAAGUUAUAUAAAAAAAAAUAGAUUUACCGGGAUUAUGUUAAAUUGUCAUUUUGGAAUUUUCAAAAAUAUAAAUAAUAAAAAUGUAGAGCAAAUAUGUGCCCGAUAACACGUAUUGCACGUUUAGCGUGGUUGGUGUCUUGGUGCAACUAGCCCCGCGGAGAGAUUUCACGAGAUUUUAAUAAGAGUUAAGA